GGACAGAGGAACCAAAGGCCAAAUUUCCACUUUUAUUUCAACUGUUAGCCAGAAGAAAGAAGCUGCUGAAAACAGAAGUUCACCAACACAUUUUGUUCUCCCUAACAUCAAGAAUGUGAGAGACCUACCACCUGUUUGCCUUGAUGUUAGACAGAAGCAGCGCAUCUCUGUAGAUGCGUUAUCAUCCGAAAUGAAGGCUUCAGCUCCUCCAGAAUCUACCUUUCCCAUGCAGCCCAAAACUAUGAAAGACUUUCAGGAAGAUGUAGAAAAGGUUAAGUCAUCAGGAGAUUGGAAAGCAGUACAUGAUUUUUAUCUAACAGCAUUUGAUUCUUUCCCCGAACUAAAUAUCGCAUUUAAGAAAGAUGCUGCUGCCUCAUUUAAUACCAUUGAAGACUCUGGGAUUAAUGCUAAAUUUGUGAAUGCUGUAUAUGAUACUUUACUUAAUACUCCUCAAGACAUUCAGAAGACGGUAUUAAAAGGGAUCAUUAACAGCUUGUUAAGAGAAUGGAAAGGUCCACGAACAAAAGAUGAUCUUAGAGCAUAUUUUAUACUGUUACAGAAUCCUCAAUUUAAUAACACAUCUACGUACGUCAUCUAUGCUCACUUGCUACGACAGAUAGCUACCUUAGUGGAAGCUGACCACCAUUUCCUAGUUCACUGGCUUAAAAAAUUAUCCCAGAAGAGGUUCAAACAAUUGGUAGAAAGAUUGCUGCAAUUUAUUUCUUUACGCCUGUUUCCUGCAAAGCCUGAAGAAUUUCCGCCUAUAACAAAGUGUUCCUGGUGGAUCCCAUCAGCAUCUAAAGUGUUGGCUUUACUUAAUACGGCAAACAGUUUGGUUCACCCUUCCCUUAUUUCUUAUACUGAUUUCUAUAAUUCUACAUUGGAUCAUAUUGAUCUCAUGGAGGAAUAUCAUACCUGGCAGAGCUUUGGAAACUCUCACAGGUUUUCCUUCUGCCAGUACCCAUUCGUUAUUUCUAUAGCUGCAAAAAAAAUCAUUAUUCAAAGGGACUCAGAACAACAGAUGAUAAGCAUCGCAAGGCAAAGUCUGGUGGAUAAAGUAUCUCGAAGACAGAGACCUGAUAUGAAUAUGUUAUUUCUAAAUAUGAAAGUAAGGCGGACACAUCUGGUUAGCGAUUCACUUGAUGAGUUAACCCGGAAAAGAGCAGACUUGAAAAAGAAAUUGAAAGUUACGUUUGUAGGGGAGGCUGGUUUGGAUAUGGGUGGAUUGACUAAAGAAUGGUUCCUUCUUCUAAUUCGCCAAAUUUUCCAUCCAGAUUAUGGCAUGUUUACAUACCACAAGGAUUCACACUGCCAUUGGUUUAGCAGCUUUAAAUGUGAUAACUAUUCUGAAUUCCGAUUGGUUGGAAUUCUUAUGGGACUAGCUGUUUAUAACAGCAUCACCUUGGAUAUUCGUUUCCCUCCCUGCUGCUACAAGAAAUUAUUGAGCCCUCCUGUUGUUCCUAGUGAUCAAAAUACACCAGUCGGCAUCUGCAGUGUUACCAUUGAUGACUUAUGUCAGAUUAUGCCUGAAUUGGCCCAUGGAUUAAGCGAACUCUUAUCAUAUGAAGGCAAUGUUGAAGAAGAUUUCUAUUCAACAUUCCAGGUUUUUCAAGAAGAAUUUGGAAUAAUUAAGUCAUACAAUUUAAAGCCAGGAGGUGACAGAAUUCCAGUUACCAAUCAAAAUAGGAAAGAAUAUGUACAGCUUUACGUUGACUUCCUUCUCAACAAAUCCACCUAUAAGCAAUUUGCUGCGUUUUAUUAUGGAUUCCAUAGUGUGUGUGCUUCGAAUGCCCUAAUGCUGCUUCGUCCAGAAGAGGUUGAAAUUCUGGUCUGUGGAAGUCCUGAACUGGAUAUGUACGCUCUGCAGAGAAGUACUCAGUAUGAUGGCUACGCAAAAACUGAUUUAACUAUAAGAUACUUUUGGGAUGUUGUGCUUGGAUUUCCUCUUGAUCUUCAAAAGAAGUUGCUACAUUUUACGACAGGAAGUGAUAGAGUACCUGUGGGAGGGAUGGCUGAUUUGAACUUCAAAAUCUCAAAGAAUGAAACUUCAACUAACUGGUUACCUGUGGCCCACACCUGCUUCAAUCAACUUUGCCUGCCCCCCUACAAGAGCAAAAAAGACCUGAAACAGAAAUUGAUUAUUGGAAUUUCAAAUGCAGAAGGUUUUGGACUUGAGUAAACUAGAAGACUUGAAAUACAAUACUUUUUAUAUGUAGCAUUCACUUCCCUCUUAUUGUGCCUUUAACCUUUUCAUGUUUCUGUCUCAGACACCUUGACAAAGCUCACCAACUUUAAAAUACUGAUUUUCUAAAAUCAAAUAUGAAGUAUUUCCAUGAAAGCAUGAUUUUCUAAAAACACAGAAAUUGCUUGACUGAGGAAAAGACCAGAUGGCAAAGAUACACGUGGGUCAGGCCCUCUUUUUACAGCACUUUCCCAUUCCCCGGCAGCAGCUUGUCACAGGUGUUCCACUGGGAGGGCAAAGCGCAGUGCAGAGUGGAGUAGUGCCCAGUGGCAGACGGUGCGCUGCUAGCACACAGUAGCAAAGCAGAGUGCUCUGUUACCGUUCAUAGGAGGCAUGUAGCCAUAUUUUCAUACAGAGGUAAGCAACAGUAUAAUUGCAAAUGCAAUUUACAGGGUUUUUUGAUAUACUGGCUUUGGUCCUACAAGAUUCUUUUAACUAUUGCUGAAAAGCAUGUAAAUAACUACCUAAUAGCCUGAGGUCAUGGGAUUUUGAUAGUGCCAUUUAUUGCAAAAGAUCUAUUUUUACAAAGUAAAUUCAGAGUUUUAGAUGUGUAUACAGCUUUUACAAAUCAAUAAAGAUGAUUGUACAAGAGUGUAACUAUUUUCAGACUAAUUGGAUUCAAGGUUAUAUUCUUUUAAAUAUCAUUGUUAGUCUGCAUGCAUAUUGGCAGUAAGCUAGUUCCUUUGAGUACUCUGUUAUAUUUGUAUAAUGAUCUUUUCUUCCUAAGGGUCACAUUAUUAGAAGAAAAACACAGAUCUAACUAAUCACUGAUGAGUUAAGUCAAUUACAAGCACAAAAGAACAGUUUAUAUAUAUAUCUCUAUAUAUAUAUAUAUUUUGAUUGAUGUACAGAACUUAUUUCUAAUAUUUUUUGAUCACCACUUGUACUGAAACACUAAUUUAUGGAAAAGGUAGGAUAAGAUAUUUGACAAAAGUGAAUAUAAUAAUAACAUUUGUGUCAAAAUGAUGUAGUUUGGUGAAAAUGAAGUUCAGCGUUUUGGCGAAAAUGUUUGUUUUUCACUGGAUUCUGAACAUUUUAAAUUCAAUAGUACCCUUUUUUGAGUGUUCUAAUAAAGUAGCAUGUCAAAAGAAACUCUAUAAUAAAGUCUGACAGUAAAUGGCUUUUUCUCUUAAUUAACAGUCGAUGAAGCAGUGUUACUAGCAUGUUACAGAUGUUUCCAAUUCAAGACUUCUCUAUUACACUCUGAUAGCUUUCCUUCAGAAACUCUGAAGUUAUAGUUGCAAUAAUAAUGACGCCAGCAUUUAGUACCAGCAUAUGGUUCACAUGCAAAUAAUACCUUCCCAGUGUUUUUUCUGAGUUAGGCUAUUUUCUUGUUGCUUUGCUUCCUGCACCCAACCAGCAGAAUCCUUCAAGGGUGGAGGAGCUAGUCAGCUUGUUCUCCUGUAGUCGGGAGGCCAACUCACAAAUCUUUGUGGAAAUGGAGCUACUUUCUACUGUUCUCUUUGAAAUGGAAGUGGCUCUGCUUUUCCUUUUGGGUAUACUACUUAAAGGGUUUUUAUUCUUAAAAAUCUUGGAAAGCCUGAGAGUUAAAGGCAUAUUGAUUUGGUUUGGUUUUGCUGUUUUCAAUCCAUAGGCAAAAUAAAACUGCUUCUCACAGUGCUUGAACUAGAAAGUAAGAUGUUUAAUGUAGGUUAAUUUUAACUAAUAAGCACAAAAGAAUUAUGUAUAGGAAACCAGAUUUAAGUGUUUUAAGUGAUAUGUAAACACAGUUUUUAUUUGGUAGUAAUGACUCAUGGAAAAUUGUAUUGGCUUGGUCUGCAUGUUUAAUGAUGUGCUUGUAUAUUGAUAGCUGUGCCACUUUUAAAUAAAAAUACACAAGCAAGCCAAAUUUUUUAAUGACAAAGUUCAUAAAUAACUGAAAAUUUUUUGUUGUCUGUUUUUAUUAAGUUGAAAUGUAUAAACCAUAUAUCACUAAAUUGCACAUUGCCUUUAUUUAUUUAUGCUCUGUUUUUGGUUUACAGUGUAAUAAUACCUCAUUUUUUAAAAAGAAAAAAAACAAACGUUAUAUUUCAUUAACUUAAACAGCCUAGAAAAUUCAUAUAGUUACUUUUUAAAUGUAAUCUGUUAAUGAAUUCUUGAUUUUUGUAUCUGCCACAGUAAAUUAAAGCAUUGCACAGUAUUUAUCAGUAUUUACAAAUGUCCUUUUUUAAUCUUUGCUUAAUCAUAUUUUUGUCUGUAUGAUCAAUCAGAUGAUUUUAACAGUCCCUCUUUUUGUACAAAUCUGUAUUAUAUUAAGUUGUAAAUUUCUGGAUAAAAUUUUUCAAAUAUUAAAGUUAUGCAGGCUUCAGUCAGCUUCAUUUCAUCUUUUGAACACUAGACAAUUCAUUGAAACCAUGUUUAAAAU
Messenger RNA from Orycteropus afer afer, 4607 nucleotides. RefSeq names its product HECT domain E3 ubiquitin protein ligase 2 (gene HECTD2). The record is from RefSeq and is a predicted model, not a curated record. Gene Ontology annotation, molecular function: ubiquitin protein ligase activity. Lineage: Eukaryota; Metazoa; Chordata; Mammalia; Tubulidentata; Orycteropodidae. Gene Ontology annotation, biological process: protein polyubiquitination.